Stylophora pistillata is the source of this 1467-nucleotide messenger RNA. RefSeq lists its product as uncharacterized. The record is from RefSeq and is a predicted model, not a curated record. Lineage: Eukaryota; Metazoa; Cnidaria; Anthozoa; Scleractinia; Pocilloporidae.
GUUUUUGAUCGACAAAUUUUAAACAUCAUUGAUAAUUAGAGCCAGAACAAAAAUCCAUGCAGACAGGUCACCGACGGUUAUGCGGAAAACAAAGGGGCCAGAGACUGAAGCUUUGAGCCAAGGCAGCUCACUGACAAAGAGAAUGUGGACUAGAUUAACUAUACUUCUGAUGCUUGGUUUGGUUUCUGCGAAACCCGCGCCAGAAAUUAGCCUGCAAGAGAUAGAGAAAGAGCUUGAGGAGUUAACAGCAAAGGAACAUGAUGCUUCUGAGACAACAGUAAAGAAGGCCAAUCAAGCAGACACGCCCCAGGAGACAAAGUCUGAUGAAGCUACAAAGGAGGAGACAAACCACCAGGAAAAUCUUCAAAAUAGUGCUAUAGAUGCAAAAGAGAAGAAAAAAGAAGAGGUGAAAAAAGAUGCAGAGACAGAGAAAAAGAAAUCUGACUAUCUUGAGAUACUGCCCAAAAAGCCAGUGAAACCAGGUCCUGAGGAAAUCCCUCACCGUGAUGUAACUGAGUCUGACUUUAGAGAUACUGAAGCCUACAAGAGACUCUUAGAGGCAAGAAAUUCAAGAUUGUUGUCUCAACUAAGUGAGGAAUAUAAGAAUGACUACCCUUCUUUACCUAAAAGACCUAAGUUACCUGAAGCCCCUCACAGGAGAACAUACGGCAAUACUGAUUAUAAUGAAUAUGACCAUCCGUAUCCUUAUCUGCCAGUUCCAAAAAGACUAUAUUUUCCGGAAGCCCCCCACAGGAGAACGUACGAUACCUAUCGUAAGAGUUAUGAUUACGUUCCAAAGGACCUUUACGCGCCAUGGGAUCGCACUGGAUUUGAGUCAAAUUCUGACCAAUCAGCAGGGAUGAGAGGAAUGCCUUAUGACAUGACCAGAGCAGAACGAAUGGCCCUUCUUUCAGGCGGAAAAUGGCUCCCAGAUUCUCAGGCUGUAAAAGUUCCAGCAGUACUGCCUCCCCCAAGUCGUUCAGAUGUCGAUACUCGGUCAUACAAAAGCUUCCAUGGGAAGAUGAACGAUAAAGAGACAGAAGACCUGAUACGUGGUAAAGAAGGACUGACAGAGACAGAGAAGCGCAAGCGUUUACUCACCGACCUAUUGGCGGAAAAGCUCAAGUCAAAGGUGAGUGAAGCACAUAAACGGGGCAUCGAGAUUCCAUCCAAAAUACAAGAAUUCCUUUUGAAUUAUGAAGCACGGCGAACAGCGGACACACGAUCUGAGAAAGACCGUCUAAGCCACUGAGGAAUUCGUGCGAUGAGAAAUCCCUACUGAUAAGAAAGCGCGACUAGCACUUAAUGAUAGGUAGUUAGACAUGAAGAUUUAAGCACAGUAAUUACAGCAGAGGUAUAAUUUUAACUUGAAUAUUUUCACUGUAUAUUUAGAGUGAUUACGCUAUGUAGCAAUGUUUAAUUGUUAUCAGGACUGAGAAAAUAAUAACAGAUGUAGCAAUUGAGCAA